Molecule: messenger RNA, 597 nt
Organism: Lotus japonicus
Lineage: Eukaryota; Viridiplantae; Streptophyta; Magnoliopsida; Fabales; Fabaceae
Exons: 2
Coding region: 2-523 (173 amino acids)
Molecular function (GO): nucleic acid binding; RNA-DNA hybrid ribonuclease activity
Source: RefSeq, a predicted model, not a curated record
AAUGGAUGGAUCACAAAUUCACAAUCCAUGUGAGUGUGACAAUACAGAAAUAGAGAAAACGGAGAUGGAGAUUAAGGACUCUUCUCCCUUUCCGUUGACUUUGGCGGUGCCAGGUAACCCACAAACCAAGUCUAAUCUAUCCGUGUUGUCCAACCGUCCAGAAUCAAUAUUCUUCACCACCGUCGUCCCUUCCAAAUCCAGGAAAACACCUUUGCUUGCUGAGGCGUUGGCGUUCCGCCUGAUGUGUUUUGAGACGGACUCAUUACAACUGUAUCAGUGUUGGCACCGAAGGACAAAAGGGCGUUCUUAUUUGGAUUCCAUUGUUCGUGAUUGUCGUUUUUUAGCUACUGUUUUUGAUUUUAUAAGUUUCUCUUUUGUUAGAUGCACUGGUAAUGCAGUUGCGGAUUUUCUUGCUCGGAACGCCUCCACCUAUGCUAAUUCAGUGUGGGUGGAAGUGGUUCCUCAUGCUGCGAUUUCUAUUGUAGACUCUGAUGUAAUGACUUCUUUGCCCGUUAAUGUUUAAUGCAAUUGUGGUUUACUUUCAAAAAAAAAAAAAAAACAAUGGCUUGUUUAAAUUACGAUUUGAUUCAUCCACAU